This is a messenger RNA of Hyposmocoma kahamanoa, 1559 nucleotides long. Its product is annotated as protein ALP1-like. The record is from RefSeq and is a predicted model, not a curated record. Bases 162 to 1343 code for a protein of 393 amino acids. The transcript is spliced from 2 exons. NCBI's taxonomy places the organism in Eukaryota, Metazoa, Arthropoda, Insecta, Lepidoptera, Cosmopterigidae.
CCUGUCCCCAUCACCACGGCGCGGCGCCGCCACCGUUCAACGGCACGACGCCGUCGCCGUGCUACGGUGCGGCGCCGUGCCCGAGCACGGAGCCGUAUCACGGUGUACCUGAUUCUCAGUCGAUAUUUCACAGUUGGUGUGCUCGGACGUGCCUUGAUAUUAUGAAUCGCGAAAAAGUUAUUCUCAUGUUGUUGCUAAGGCGGCGAAUGAAAAAAAAACAGAAAAUAAGAAAGUGUUGGGUAAAUCCAUACAUUUAUACAAUGAACCAAGACGGAGGUCAUUUCAAAAGGAAAUAUGCAGCGCUGAAAAUAUGUGGGGAUGCGAAAUUUUUUGAAUAUUUUAGAAUGACCAUAUCAAGUUUUGAAGAGUUACAUUUCAAGAUAGCACCUCGUUUACAAAAACAAUAUGUGUUCAGAAAACCCGUUGAUUCUAUGGAGAUGCUUGGUUUAACUAUCAGGUUUUUGGCAACUGGAAAUUCAUUUAGAGAUAUGGAAUUCGCACAAUAUCGAGGAAAAAGUACAAUCGGCAGAAUAGUGCGAGAAGUAUGUCGUGCUUUAUGGGACAUUCUUUUAUCUGAAUGUAUACCGCCAAUAACUGAAGACCUAAUGAAACAAAUAGCGGAAGACUUUGACAAAAAAAACAAUUUUCCAAAUUGCAUGGGGGCCUUAGACGGGAAGCACAUUCGAAUUUGCAGUCCCGCCCACAGUGGAUCUCUUUUUUUUAACUAUAAAGGUUAUAAUUCUAUCGUGUUGCUGGCACUAGUCGAUUCUAAUUACAGAUUUGUGUACGUCGAUAUAGGAGCAUAUGGAAAAGAAUGCGAUUCGACAAUUUUUCAUAAUACAAAACUGUACGAAUUAUUAUUGCAAAACCGACUCCCCAUACCAGCUCCAAGGCCUUUACCAAGCCUUCAAAAACCCGUUCCUUAUGUCUUUAUUGCAGAUGAAGGCAUACCGUUACUCAGCAAUCUAAUGCGCCCAUACCCAGGGAAACAUUUGAACAUAGAUCAAAGAGUUUUUAACUAUCGUUUGAGUCGGGCCAGACGAAAUGUUGAGUGUGCUUUUGGAAUACUUGCAAAUAAAUGGCGGAUAUUUCAUAGGCCUUUAAAUGUAAAAUAUAAUUUUGCAAUAGAUAUUAUCAAAACAUGCUGUGUAUUGCACAAUUUUGUUGUAUCUCGAGAUGGAAGUAAAAUGUCCGAAGAAAUGUAUAUUGAUGACUCUCUUUUGGACUUGCAAUCAACUGUAGAAGAAGUUUCUUUACCAAAUCCAGUGGAUAUAAGAAACGAAUUUUCAAAAUAUUUUAAUAGCGAUGUCGGCGCGCUUAGUUGGCAACUAAGCAAAAUAUAACUCCAAACCAGUUAACCGGAGAGCAAGCGGUGUUCAGAAAGAUAAGAUAUCGCUCAAAUUAUUCGAUAUGUCUGUGUAGUAUAGUAAAUAUGACCAUUGUACAAUGUAAGUUGUGACUCUACAGAUAGAUACAUUUACAUACAUGACAUUAAAAUUAAAAUAUAUCUUCAUGAGACCACGACGCAAUCAUGAAAACAAGAUAAAUAAAUGUUAGUA